Messenger RNA from Phlebotomus argentipes, 784 nucleotides. RefSeq names its product TM2 domain-containing protein CG10795 (gene bisc). The coding region runs from base 132 to 683 and encodes 183 amino acids. NCBI's taxonomy places the organism in Eukaryota, Metazoa, Arthropoda, Insecta, Diptera, Psychodidae. The transcript has 3 exons. The record is from RefSeq and is a predicted model, not a curated record.
GUAUGAGUUUUGGCUUGUUCACGCGAUAAUUUAUCCCCUUUAGAUGCCAUUCAGAUCCUAGAAAAUAAAAAUAGUUACAUGGGAAUAAGCCGUCUGAGAUGCGUUAGGAUCUGAGUCGGAUAAUUGCAACGAUGCCCACGGUGAGAUCUUACCUCAGCUGCCUCGUGAUCGGGAGCCUCGUGUCACUUUCAUGGGGCAUCGAGGUGGACUGCAGUGAACUCCGGAUGGGUCAGUACCUCUGUCCAGAUCCUAGCAACAUAGACAACUACAUCGACCCAAAGACCCAACAAAUCCGCGGCUGCACAAAGGAGAACAAGGCUCGAGUGUGGUGCGUAGCAGCGGACGAAAUCACAUGCACAGAAACCAAAAAUGCCAGCUUCACGAGAGAACAGCCGUGCAAGUGGACGAAUGGCUAUCGCCUGGACACAGCUCUUCUGCUCUCGAUAUUCCUGGGGAUGUUUGGCGCCGACAGAUUCUACUUGGGCUACCCGGCUAUUGGCAUGCUGAAAUUCUGCACCCUGGGUUUCAUGUUCCUGGGCCAGCUCGUGGACAUCAUUCUGAUAGCGACCCAAGUGGUCGGACCAGCGGAUGGUUCGGCCUACGUGAUCCCAUACUAUGGCCCAGGAAUUGUUGUGAUACGUAGCGAUAAUUGGACUUAUCGUCUUCCUCAAGAUGAUUGGUGAACAAAGCCUUUGGUAGCCAAGAUGUAUAUUAGGCAUAAUUCUCUUAUAAGUUAAUGCACAGAUCAUAAGGUAUGAAAUAUAUAGGAAAACUCGAGACAGAA